GUCCAAAGCUAAGAAGGUAUGUCCCAAAAAAACAAUUCCAAACACGUAGCCUAAAGCCAGAUCACACAGCAGCAAAACCCAGAUGCCCAAAGGACGGAAUCCUAGUGCUUUGUGGAGGGAGCAAGAACGACGCCACGGCCAAAGAACCAUCAUGGGGAAGACAAAUAUAUGCUCACCCAUAGUGUAAAAGCAUAUUUGGAUAAAAGGGGUCCGGAGUACGAGGGACGUUUUUCCUAUUUUCCCAGCGAGAGCGAGUUCCGUCGCCUUGUUUCAAUGGACGCGGCACUCGAUUUAUUGGUUCUUCUUUAACCAGUCCAGUCAUUUUCUCUACCGCUCGAAUCGGUCGGCUAUUCAACAAAAUUGAAGCAGAAGAGCUUAGCAAUCGAAUCAUUGCUUCUAAUUGCAUUCUAGGUUGAUGGAUCGACAAGCUCAUGAUUAUGCAGCAGCAGCUUCUGCUAUGGCAUUUGCCCAGCAGCAGCAGCAUCAGCGACAAGCUGCCAAUAUUCAACCACAACAGCAACAGUUUGGAUUUCAUCCUCAACAUCAGCAGUUUCCUCCUCCUCCAUUUAUGUCUCCCCAUCCUUCCAUGCAACAAUUCCCUUACCCACACCACUUGCAGCAGCAACAACAUCAGCCCCAUUCUCUACCUUCUGCCCAUCCUCAGCUUCUUCAUCAACAACAUCCUCCUCCUCCUUUCCCUCCCCAUUUACCCCCUCACCUCUAUCCUUCUCCUUUCCAUGGCCAUUAUGACUCUGCUCCACCUCCAGCUCCUCCUCCAUCUGAUCCAGAGCUCCAAAAACGUAUCGACAAACUUGUAGAGUAUGCCACCAAGAAUGGCCCUGAAUUUGAAGUUAUGAUCCGUGAAAAGCAGCAGGAUAAUCCUGCUUAUAGUUUCCUCUUUGGGGGUGAGGGCCAUAACUACUAUCGUUACAAGCUUUGGUUAUCUACACAUUCCCCAGGUGGGCCCUUCAACCAUCCUUUCCCUCCUUCUUCUAUGCCGAUGAUGCAUCCCCCUCCGAACACAAUGAUGAGCCCUGCUAUUGGGCCUUCGGCCUCAAUGGUGGGUGCUCCAAUGCACCAACCUCCUUUUCCUCCUUUUUAUGAUCCACAGCAGCAUCACCAUCAGCAUUCUCAGGCCUUUGGGGCUCAUGGUCAUCUAGAAUUUGAACAGUCUUCUAAGUCUUUCAAAGGUCUUUCUGGUCCACUUCCUCCUGAUGUUGCACUGGAGCUGAGCAAUGUGCUUAACAGUCUCAAUGGAACCAAGGAGUCUAUUAAAGGUGCCAAAACUUGGUUCAUGCAGAGGUCUCCAUUUGCACCUGCUCUUGCUGAGGCGCUAAGGGACAGGGUUUUUGCUCUAGAUGAUUCUGAGAGGCAACUGCACAUUAUUUAUCUCGCUAAUGAUAUUCUUUUUGACAGUUUACAGAGGAGGAUCAACCCCCAUGAACUUGAUAAUGAGGCCCUUGCAUUCAAGCCAGUUCUUGGUCCCAUGCUUGCACGAGUGUAUCACAAUCCUCAAAAUAAGGAUGGAAAUCAGCCACGGUUACAGAAAAUUCUGCAGUUCUGGGCUUCCAAGGAAGUUUAUGAUCAAGAUACCAUUUAUGCGCUUGAAGGUGUGAUGGUUGGUGGACAACCAGGAAAUUCUUUACCUGGGCCUCCAAAAGAAUUAACUACUGCUUCAGCAGAUUCCUUGGCUGCUGCAGGAUUUACACAGCAACCAACAAACCAUAAUGUUCCACAAUGGCAGCUUGAUAGGCAAAGUGUAGCAGAACAAGAGCAUCCUGAUAAACAAUUGCCCCUCCCACGAUCCCUAGGAAACCAACAAUUUAUACCAAAUUCAGUUCCUGCUGGUGCUUUUCCAGGGUCAUUGCCAAUAAAUUCAUCUGCUCAACCAGCCAAUCAACAGUCUGUGCCACAUUCAUUGCAAACACCUCCUGCUAAUGUUGGUGAAAAAUUGCCACCAUAUCCAUUGUUCCCACCUGGUCUUAUUCCUGGGAUGGUUAAAAAGAUGCAGAUUGGCAGUGGGGUGCCCUACUCUCCUUUGAGUCCUUUGGACAUCCCGACAGUUAUACCCCCAUCCAGUAUAUCCCCAUUAGAAGUUCUUGAGAGAGUGUCAAAAUUCUUUAAAGAUAUUGGAGAGAUUAACCCUUUUGAGGGAUCAAUAAAGUCUCAUUCAAAAGAUGAGGAUGAUGAGUGCGAGAGAGAUCCUCCUGUUCGAAAAGGAGGAGCUUGCAUCCCUCCACCCCCGAACUUACAGGUUGACCCAGAGACUGGGGCUUGUGCUGAUGGGAGCAUGGAACGGAAAUCGGGAUCUACUGGCUCAGGAAGGUUGGGGCUUGGUGCAACAGCUGACCCUAACGAGGCAAGUCAAUACGAUGAUGUUUACACAUCUUACAGGAAACAACGAAGCACUACCUACCAUUCAUCCAUGAGUGCAAGAGCUACAAGGUAAAAUCUCCUGAUAUGUCUCACAAUUUAGUUGUCAAGUGGAUAAAUGGAGUGCCAAAACAAUUGCUUUCUGCCCAUCUUUCAUUAAACUUUUUGUGGACUAUAUAAAUGACUUGGAUAUGUAGGAGCGGCAAACCUGAUUAAUCUUAUAUCAUGUGAAUUAAAGUUUUGAUUUAGGGGAAUGUUAUUACUGUAAUUAGACCUGGCCAUUGGCAGGUCCACUCUGGGCUGUAACAGAAUCGGUCUGAUUAAAACUUGAGAUCAAAACUGUUUAAUGGUAUACAGGUUCUAUUCA
Hevea brasiliensis (rubber tree) is the source of this 2740-nucleotide messenger RNA. RefSeq lists its product as uncharacterized. Gene Ontology annotation, biological process: RNA processing; intracellular calcium ion homeostasis. The record is from RefSeq and is a predicted model, not a curated record. Bases 416 to 2449 code for a protein of 677 amino acids. The transcript is spliced from 4 exons. NCBI's taxonomy places the organism in Eukaryota, Viridiplantae, Streptophyta, Magnoliopsida, Malpighiales, Euphorbiaceae. Gene Ontology annotation, cellular component: perinuclear region of cytoplasm. Gene Ontology annotation, molecular function: RNA binding.